GCCGCGCCCGCCCUUCCUCCCUCCCCUCCACAGCAUUGCAGCAUUCGCAGACUGCAGCUCCCAGACGCCGCCCGCAUCCCUCCGGCCGCCGAAGCCCCAGCCGCCUCCAGCACCAUGGCCAGCACCGUAUCUGCCUACAAGGAGAAGAUGAAGGAGCUAUCUGUGCUGUCGCUCAUUUGUUCCUGCUUCUACUCGCAGCCUCACCCGAACACCAUCUACCAGUAUGGGGAUAUGGAAGUGAAGCAGCUGGAUAAGCGGGCCUCUGGCCAGAGCUUCGAGGUCAUCCUCAAGUCUCCUUCUGACCUAUCUCCAGAGAGCCCUGUGCUCUCUUCUCCUCCCAAGAGGAAGGAUGCUUCCUUGGAAGAGCUGCAGAAGCGGCUGGAGGCAGCUGAGGAGCGGAGGAAGACUCAGGAGGCUCAGGUGCUGAAGCAGCUGGCAGAGCGACGUGAGCAUGAGCGGGAGGUGCUGCACAAGGCGCUGGAAGAAAACAAUAACUUUAGCCGCCUGGCGGAGGAGAAGCUCAACUACAAGAUGGAGCUGAGCAAGGAGAUUCGCGAGGCGCACCUGGCGGCCCUGCGCGAGCGGCUGCGUGAGAAGGAACUGCACGCUGCUGAGGUGCGCAGGAACAAGGAGCAGCGGGAGGAAAUGUCUGGCUAAAGAGCACUGGACCCAGCAGCAACAAGAACAUUUUCCGGUUUUGUUUUUGUUUUCAAUUCUGUCUAGAUGCGAAUUUUGUGCCUGCUCCUAUCUGCUUCCCUGUACCCCCAGCUUCCUGCUUUUCUCCCACAUUCUGAACUGUCCAGUCCUUGUGAUGUGUCUGACCUUGGGCUCUUCCUGAAGGAGCUCCCUAGGCAGGAAUAUGGUCCCCUAUUCAGACACUAGGCCAGGUGUGGCUGGGGCUCUCUUAGUGGCCCUCUUAGUGGAUGUGUUGGCAACCUUAAUAAAUCUAGUGGCAGUGGCACAAA
This is a messenger RNA of Rattus rattus (black rat), 965 nucleotides long. It is a transcript of the gene Stmn3, whose product is annotated as stathmin 3. Gene Ontology annotation, cellular component: neuron projection; cytoplasm. The record is from RefSeq and is a predicted model, not a curated record. Gene Ontology annotation, biological process: neuron projection development; microtubule depolymerization; regulation of microtubule polymerization or depolymerization. Gene Ontology annotation, molecular function: tubulin binding. The coding region runs from base 115 to 657 and encodes 180 amino acids. Lineage: Eukaryota; Metazoa; Chordata; Mammalia; Rodentia; Muridae. The transcript has 5 exons.